Microtus ochrogaster (prairie vole) is the source of this 751-nucleotide messenger RNA. RefSeq names its product orosomucoid 1 (gene Orm1). Gene Ontology annotation, biological process: regulation of immune system process. The record is from RefSeq and is a predicted model, not a curated record. NCBI's taxonomy places the organism in Eukaryota, Metazoa, Chordata, Mammalia, Rodentia, Cricetidae.
CUGGCUCUAGUGCCUCUCAGUGUUGGCAUGGUGCUGCACGUGGUUCUUGUCAUUUUGAGCCUCUUGCCACUGCUGGAGGCCCAGAACCCAGAAGCUGCCAACAUCACAGGCACAGCUAUUACCAACGACACACUGAUCUGGCUCUCUGGCAAAUGGUUUUACAUAGGCUCCGCUCUACGCAACCCCGACUUCAAACAGGAGGCUCAAAAGAUACAGGCAGAAUAUUUUUACUUUACCCCCAACUUGACAGACGACACUCUCCUGCUCCAGGAGUACCAGACUACGGAGGACCAGUGCUUCUUUAACUCCAGCAAGCUGGAAGUCCAGAGAGAGAAUGGGACUCUCUCCAAAUUCGAGGGAGCAGAAGAACAUGUUGCCCACCUGAAAGUGUUCAUGAAACACAGGGGCUUCAUGCUUGCCUUUGACCCGGAAGACAAGAACAACUGGGGACUGUCCUUAUAUGCGAACAAGCCAGAUACUGCCCCAGAGCUUCUUGAGGAAUUCCUGAAAGCUGUCAAAAGUCUGGGCAUGGAUGAGUCAGAAAUCACAUAUACGGACUGGAAAAAGGAUAUGUGCAGUCAGCAGGAGAAGCAGCACGAGCCAGAGAGAAAGAAGACAGAGGAGGGUCCCUAGGAAGGCCAGGCGUGGGUGGGCUCAGCUCUCUGUGUUCUGUUUUCAUGCUCACCACGCCCACCCUGUGCAUCUUGGUCCUUUCUUCACACCAAUAAAGGCUUGGGAAAACAUUCAAUAA